Messenger RNA from Drosophila erecta, 1824 nucleotides. It is a transcript of the gene ScsbetaA, whose product is annotated as succinate--CoA ligase [ADP-forming] subunit beta, mitochondrial. Lineage: Eukaryota; Metazoa; Arthropoda; Insecta; Diptera; Drosophilidae. Gene Ontology annotation, biological process: succinyl-CoA metabolic process; tricarboxylic acid cycle. The coding region runs from base 102 to 1622 and encodes 506 amino acids. Gene Ontology annotation, molecular function: succinate-CoA ligase (ADP-forming) activity; ATP binding; metal ion binding. The transcript is spliced from 10 exons. The record is from RefSeq and is a predicted model, not a curated record. Gene Ontology annotation, cellular component: mitochondrion; succinate-CoA ligase complex.
UUUUCGGCCUUUUCGAUUGUAAAAGCAUAAAAAAGUGCAUGGUAUCGAAGCUUUACCACCUCCAUCAGCAGGCGACGGCAAAAAAAUCUUGAAAUAACAAAAUGGCUUCAUUCUUGGCACGAACUGGCGGCCCCCUUAUCGAAACCGUUAGGCCAGCGGCCGUGAAAAAGAUUCUUGGCCUGGCUCCCAUCGCCGUCCAGCAGCUGAGGAACCUCAAUGUCCAGGAACACGUUUCAUACAGUCUCCUUAAUGAGGCCAAGAUCCCAACACCUCGUUUCGCUGUUGCCAAGAACGGCAAGGAGGCCAACGAUAUUGCCACCAAGCUGAAGACCGACAACCUGGUGCUGAAGGCACAAGUUUUGGCCGGAGGACGUGGCAAGGGAACCUUUAAGAAUGGCCUAAAGGGAGGUGUGCGUGUGGUCUACGACCCCCAGACCGCUGAGGAACUUUCCAGCAAGAUGAUCGAUCAGCUUCUGGUCACCAAGCAAACAGGAGCAGCCGGUCGUAUCUGCAAGAAGGUGAUGGUGGCCGAGAGGAAGUUCCCCCGUCGUGAGUUCUACUUCGCCGUGAUGAUGGAGCGUGCCUUUAACGGUCCCGUCCUGAUCGCCUCCAAGGAGGGUGGUGUUGAUAUCGAGGAGGUGGCUGCCAGCAGUCCCGAUGCCAUUCUGUACGAACCCAUCGAUAUUGGCACUGGUUUGACCACUGAACAGGCCGAAAAGAUCGUCAAGAAGGUUGGUCUGGGCGGUGAUGGCGAGGACACACAUGUCCAGAUGCUGAUGAACCUGUAUGACCUGUUCGUCAAGAAGGAUGCCCUCUUGGUGGAGAUCAAUCCCUAUGCCGAGGAUGCCAUGUCCGGCUGCUUCUUCGCAUUGGACGCCAAGCUGCGUUUCGAUGACAAUGCCGAGUUCCGUCAGAAGGAGCUGUUUGCGCUCCGCGAUUGGACCCAGGAGGACCCCAAGGAAGUCGAGGCUGCCAAGUACAAUCUGAACUACAUUGCCCUAGACGGCACCAUCGGCUGCAUGGUGAACGGAGCCGGUCUGGCCAUGGCCACCAUGGAUAUCAUUAAGUUGUACGGUGGCGAACCGGCCAAUUUCCUGGAUGUCGGUGGUGGUGCCACUGCCGAGGCGGUCAAGGCCGCCUUUAAGAUUAUCACAUCCGACCCGAAGGUGCUUUGCAUUCUGGUCAACAUCUUCGGUGGCAUUAUGCGAUGUGAUGUCAUUGCCGAGGGCAUCAUUUCCGCCACCAAGGAUCUGAAUCUGAACAUGCCCGUGGUGGUGCGUCUUCAGGGAACCAAAGUCAAGGAAGCCCGUGAAUUGAUUCGCACAUCUGGACUGAAAAUUCUGGCCCGCGAUGAUCUGGACAAGGCUGCCGAUCUCGCAGUGCACUUGGCGCAAAUCGUUAAACUGGCCCGCGAAAUGAAGAUGGACGUGAACUUCGAGAUUCCCGAUGCCCAAAAGGGUAAGGGCGAUUGCAAGAAAGGUCAGAAGAAGGCGGACAGUAAGAAGUCAGAAAAGAAAGAUGACAAGAAAUCUGAUUGCACAAAGAAAGAGGAAAAGAAAAAGGAAGAAAAGAAAGACAUUUGCGCAAAGAAAGAAUCGUCUGACACGAAAGGUAAAAAGUAAAGGUAGACAAGUUUUGUAAUAAACAAUGCAGGAUCGAGCCGGAUGUGUUUAAAAGUUAAACCAUCAAUGAGAAGGAAGCCAUUGUUGAAAUUCAAAAUCCAAACUUGCCACAAGCGUUUCAUUGUUAAAAUUUUUACUCUCAAAUUUCAGAUGUAAACUUCUGACCAAAUUAUUCCCACGACAUUUUUAAAGAUUUUCGUAA